Lichtheimia ornata is the source of this 1461-nucleotide messenger RNA. RefSeq lists its product as uncharacterized. The coding region runs from base 1 to 1461 and encodes 486 amino acids. The transcript is spliced from 6 exons. Lineage: Eukaryota; Fungi; Mucoromycota; Mucoromycetes; Mucorales; Lichtheimiaceae. The record is from RefSeq and is a predicted model, not a curated record. Gene Ontology annotation, biological process: piecemeal microautophagy of the nucleus; multivesicular body membrane disassembly; macroautophagy. Gene Ontology annotation, molecular function: glycerophospholipase activity.
AUGAAUAGGAGCAUCGUGUCAAACUUGCAACUGAUCUUCAUACUUUGUCUUUGCGCCUCACCGCUUUGCACAACUCUUCCUGGAGAAUGGCGCCAACUUUACACGCAAACCAGUAAUCGGCAACCUGAAAUUGUCAUUGUCAACAAGCCUUUGGCGUUGUCACAGCAACCAGCACCACUGGUGACGCCAUACGAUGUAUUUCAGCUGCAAACGAUAUACCAUCAUGCAUCCCCAUCAGGCCCUAUUCCAGGUCUCUUCCGAAAACUUGAGCUAUCCAAUCAAGGUGACAUGCUACGCAACGAUCCAUUCAUGUCACAGGGUUACCAUGUCAACGUGCAGAGAGGAGCUAUCUAUCGCCCUGUUUCAUUGGAGUAUCUUUACGACAUGUAUCGAUAUCAGCAGCAUCAUGAUGAUCGAGCGAUUUUGACAUGGACGUCUAUGAUGGAUCAUGGGAUAACCUUUGACUACUAUUUGACACAAGGCAUGUUACCAGAUGUAUCCCACAAAUCAUCCGUUCUCGCGCUUGCUAUGAUGGCAAGGAACGCGUAUCAUGACAAGAUCGAUGAUCGAGGAGAUUGGUAUGAUCUUGGUGCACCUUGGAACUUGAACGAAUCGUUUGGUUGGGAAUCGGAUGGCAUUCGAGGGCAUGUCUUUGGCAAUAGAGACAAAUCCAUUUUCAUUAUCAGCAUCAAAGGCAGCAGCUCUGGUAAAACUCGACACAACGAUAGCAUCAAUGAAAAGUUAUUGUUUUCAUGUUGUUGUGGAAACGAGGACCAUAACGAGCAACAACCUACAUGCGACUGCAAGAUGAAUGAGAAUGCAUGCGAUAACCGCUGUCUCGAGAACCACAUCAAGGGUAGCGAGUUCUAUUAUGACAUGGCCAUGCGCAUCUACAAGGAUAUCAGCGAUAGACACCCACAAUCUACGAUUUGGUUGACUGGGUAUUCUCUUGGUGGUGCCGUUGCUAGUAUUGUUGGGCAAACAUUCCUCGUCCCUAUUGUAUCCUUUGGAAUCCCUGGUGAUCAAUUUGCUGCAAGAAAAUUGCAUUUGCCUCAUGCCCCUGGAUUACCAUUACCUGUUUGGCACUUUGGUCAUACGGCAGAUCCUAUCUUUGCUGGCAAAUGUUCGAAUGUGGAUGGUGGCUGUGGGGAUUAUAUUGCAGAGACACAAUGUCAUACAGGAAAAGUAUGUGAAUGGGACACUGUGAAAGACAAAGGAUGGGAUGCCAGCUUGCAACAUCAUCAAAUCGAGGACAUGAUUGAAUACCUUUUGAAGGAUGAGGAAUCUUCCCUGCCUGAGUGCAAGCCUGAAAACAAUGAAUGCAAUGAUUGUGGACAAUGGCAAUACUUUGACUCUCGAGAUCAACCUGCACCACAUCAUUCUUCCACUCCAACACCUUCACCAACGCAUACAACAAGCACACCGGCAAAUCCAGGGCCUACCAUCUGCUCUUGGUGGUGA